UCGCCGGCCGGCGUCGCGCGGCGCUGACGUCAGGGCGGCGCGCGCGGGCGGACGAUGGUGGCGGGCGCGUUCCCGCUGGCCAAGCUGCUGACCCUGGGCGCGCGCCAGCUGAGCCGCCCCCUGGCGGCGCGCAUCAAAGCCGGGGCCCGCGCCAGUCCCUUCUUCCGCACCUACAUCUCCGCCUGCCCCCCGCCCAGCGUGAUGUAUCACUGGGUGGAGAUGCGCGCCAAGAUGCGGCUGAUGGGCUUCCGCGGCGCCGCCGUGAAACCGCUGAACGAGGAGGCGGCGGCGGAGCUGGGGGCGGAGCUGCUGGGGGAAGCGAUCGUGUUCGGCGUUGGGGGGCUCUGCUUGUACCUGGAGUACGCGCGGCAGGGCGGCAGACGCGCCGCCGGGGAAGGGGAGCAGGCGGCGGCGCUGCGGGAGCUGCGCGAGGGGCUGGAGGGGGCUGCGGGCCGAGCUGGAGGCCAUGGCGGCACGCCUGCCGCCUGGCCCCGGCGGGCUCGGCCACGCCCCCGCGAACCUUAACCACGCCCAUGCCGGCCUUAACCACGCCGGCGCUAACCCCGCCCCCGCCGGCGCUAACCCCGCCCCCGCCGGCGCUAACCCCGCCCCCGCCGAAUGUAGUUGUGCACCUGCUGGCGCUAGCCACGCCCCCGCCGCGU
Molecule: messenger RNA, 662 nt
Organism: Falco peregrinus (peregrine falcon)
Lineage: Eukaryota; Metazoa; Chordata; Aves; Falconiformes; Falconidae
Gene: OPA3
Product: outer mitochondrial membrane lipid metabolism regulator OPA3
Biological process (GO): regulation of lipid metabolic process
Cellular component (GO): mitochondrion
Source: RefSeq, a predicted model, not a curated record